Columba livia (rock pigeon) is the source of this 4022-nucleotide messenger RNA. It is a transcript of the gene ATF6, whose product is annotated as activating transcription factor 6. Lineage: Eukaryota; Metazoa; Chordata; Aves; Columbiformes; Columbidae. Bases 219 to 2225 code for a protein of 668 amino acids. The record is from RefSeq and is a predicted model, not a curated record. Gene Ontology annotation, molecular function: DNA-binding transcription factor activity, RNA polymerase II-specific; RNA polymerase II cis-regulatory region sequence-specific DNA binding. Gene Ontology annotation, biological process: regulation of transcription by RNA polymerase II; endoplasmic reticulum unfolded protein response. The transcript has 16 exons. Gene Ontology annotation, cellular component: nucleus.
UGUCUAACGAGCCGCCUUCGUGUGCCUGGGCGCGGGUGGGGACGGGCCCGGCUCAGACCGCGGGGGCUGGAGCCGAAGCUCCGGCGCGAGCACCGAUUGUGGGGGUCCCACGCGCGCCCGGAGGUCGCCGGCAGGCGCUGUGUCCGCCAGCGGCCGCCGUAGGCGAGGCGGGGCGCUGCCCGGAAGGAGACGUAGUUUUCGGGAGUAAAGCGGAAGCGAUGGCGGCGGCGGAGGCCGAGUGGGAGCCGGCGGGGCUGCUGCCGGCCUCGGGGGGCGGCCUGGACUGGGAGGCGGUGCUGGGCGAGGAGCUGAGCGAGCUGCUGGGCGCCGCGGAGCCGCGGGAGGCCCCGAGGGACGAGCCCGACGAAAAGGAUCUCUAUAACUUUCAUUUUGAUCUGGAUUUGAUGUCUUGUGACUCGGAUCUUUGGAAUAUCACAGGCCAUGCUUAUGCAGAUGCAAGCGUGAAGACAGAACCCUUGUCACCAGCCACUUCAAAUUGUUCGGUCCCUUCUCCGCUCUCUGUGGACUCUCCAGUGCAGAAUGUGCCUGAUGAUGUGGACUGCAGCUGCAGCUCCCAGAUGUCUCCCAUCUCUCUGUACAGCAAGAGUUGCAAAAGCCCUGCAUCCCCUGAAGGAGAUGGAGGGAAGAAGCCUCUUGUCAGCAUCACUUCUCGGUCUGCAAAUAAUUCUGCGAGGACCCUGAAGAGGUGUGGUCAGACAGCAUCCAGGCCUUCGAUACAACCUAAACCCCUUUUGCCAGCUGUCCGUGAGGCUCAGACUAACAUUGGUAUCCCAGCUAAAACCAUCAUUAUUCAGACUCUUCCCACGCUUGUGCCACUGCCAAAGCAUCAGCCAGUUGUUAACAUCCAGCCAGCACCCCCUAAAGGUCCGUCAGUGGUGCUCCCCCAGCCCACUGUGGUGCAGCUCCGGGCUCCUGGGGUGCUUCCUGCCUCCCCACCCGUCAUCGCUGUCACCGGAGGGACCACGCCACUUCACAGUCACACGGUGAACGCGUUGCCUGCAGCUGCUGGAAAUGGCUCAACAAGCGGCAAAACACCAGUGACUAAGCCCUUGCUUCAAAGCCCCACACCAGCAAUGGGACUGGAUGUCAAUGUCUUGAGAAGACAGCAGCGCAUGAUCAAAAACCGGGAGUCAGCCUUUCAGUCACGGAAGAAAAAGAAAGAAUACAUGUUGGGACUGGAGGCGAGGCUGGAGGCAGCCUUACUGGAGAACGAGAAACUCAAGAAAGAGAACAGCACACUGAAGAGGCAGCUGGAUGAAGUAGUAUUAGAGAAUCAGAAGCUCAAAGUGUCAUCUCCAAAGAGAAGGACCCUGUGUGUGAUGGUGGUACUGGCUUUCAUAAUGUUGAAUUAUGGUCCAUUGAGUAUAUUUGAAAAGGAUCCCAAUGGAGCUGAUUCCACUGCAAGUUCCAACCACCGGACCAGAAAUCUUCUGGAGUUCUCAGCUAGCCAGGAGUCUGGCACAGCUCAGAAAAUACCUGGGGACGACAUUUCACAGAAGAGUAAUAGGUAUGAUGGUUCUAUAUCUGAGAACAAAGCACUGAUGAUAGUCUCAGAAGAACCACUGUUAUAUAUUUCACCACCACCACCACCCUGUCAGCCCCUGAUCAACCGAACAGAGUCGCUGAGGCUGAAUCAUGAACUUCGAGGAUGGGUUCAUAGACAUGAAGUGGAACGAACAAGAUCUAGAAGGCUGUCAAAUAACCAACAGCAGAAAGCAAGGGUGAUGCAGAGCUCUCUCAGUCAGAAGGCAGAUUCCCAGCUAAUGGCCGUGCCUUACACAGACACCAGCCUCAGCAGGAACUCAGGGAAUGAGCUGCAAGUGUAUUAUGCCUCUCCAAGGAGCUAUCAAGACUUUUUUGAAGCUAUUCGCAGAAGGGACGAUACGUUCUACGUGGUGUCAUUUCGCAGAGACCACCUGUUAUUGCCAGCCACCACACACAACAAGACCAGGAGACCAAAGAUGUCUAUAGUGCUGCCAGCUGUAAACAUCAAUGAGAAUGUGAUCAAUGGGCAGGACUACGAGGUGAUGAUGCAGAUCGACUGUGAAGUGAUGGACACCAGGAUCCUCCACAUCAAAAGUUCAUCUGUCCCUCCUUACCUCCGAGAGCAGCGCAGAAAUCACACCAACACCUUCUACAGCUCAUCUCCCUCGGUCCCAGAGAUGCCUCACACCCUGAGGGCGAUUGUCAAAUCCCUGCAGUAGCUCCUGCGAUCCCGGCAUGGCCCCUGCACCUGAAAUGCAGCAGCUCCUGCUGCCAGACUGAGCCCCUGCACUGGUGGCUCCGUGGGGCUCCUGGCAUACGGCACAGACCCCACUUAGCCCGUUCCUGUGCCUGACCCUUGCCGCAGGCUGUGUCCUGCCUGGGACUCAUACAGCUCUGCUGGGGACAGGCCGGGUGACCCGCAGCGCGGUGUCCGGUGCCGGGUGCUGCACGCUGCUGCAGCCUGCUGUCUGCAUCAGCAGCCUGGCGCUGGCACUGGGGGGGUACGGGCCAUUCUUGCUACUUAUGCACUGUCCAAAUUUGUGGUGUUUUGUUGGUUUGGUUUGGGUUUUGUUUUUUUUGAUCCCUGUUAAACCUUCUCCCGAGGUGGGGUGCUGAGCACUGGGGUCCUGCUGGUGUCUUCUCCAGCCCAUGCGGCCACAUGGCAAAAGCUGGGGCUUGGCCCAAGGGUGGUGAUUAAGUGCAGCACAGGCAUUUCUAAAGAUUAUACUGCUGUUCUUUUUAGUUCCUUAUUUAUUUUUGUUUGUUUGUUUUUUCCCUUCCCCCCCCCGUUUUUUCCUGUUUUCCUGUUUUUCCUUUUUUUCCCCCUCUUUUUUUUCUCCUUCUUUUUUUUUUUUCCCCCCCCCUUUUUUCUUUUAUUUUUCCUUUUUCCUCCUCCCUGUUUUUUGUUUGGCUUUUAAGUGUUUUUUUGGUCAUAUUUAAUGCUUUUCACAGCUGACAGCCUAUGGAGCAGCACAGCCUGUUUCAGCUCAGUGGGACACAGCCACAGCACCUUCCUUCUGAAACACGGACACACAGACACAUGUUGACAGCCGCGCAGCCCCUCUCUGCCCUGCAGCACCACCAGCCACCCCUCAUGCAACAGAGGCGCGUUCCGUUCGCCCCCAGCACCAACCCGCUGGCUAUGGCUCUUGCUGCCAUUCCCAAGCCCACUCAGAGCUCUGGGAACCGAUGCCCGGUUUGUCAGCCAAGCCCCAGCUGAACUGGGCCGAGGGCCUCCAGCGCAUGGUGCGCUGUGGUGCUCAGCUGGGAUGAGACGCCAGUGGAGCGUUGGCCUUUCCUAAUGACUUCCGCAUGUUACACUAUUUUUUUUCCCCUUUACAGUUAGCACAGAAGAGGAUGGGCUCCAGUUUGCCAGCCAACUGCCUUUCCUCCAUUGUCUGAACCACUGACUGAUGAUGUAUUUUUUUUUACUUUUACUAUUAUUAAUAUAAUUAUUAUUAUUUGUGUGUGCCUGUUCAGAGAGAAAAGUUGAUCCUGCAACAGGACAAACAGCUCAGAGGAGGAGGAUGAGAAGCAAUCCAGCCUUUGCAACACUAUGGAAAAGCUUUGCCCUUUGCCACGUAGUCAGGGUGAGCUGCACAGGCCCCCGGCCCCUCGGCACUCACGCUGCUGGGAAGCAGCCGCACUCGGCGAGGGGUUUGGCCGCGCUCCUUGCACCAGUUCUGUUUUCCUGGCCCCGGCCCCACCUGACUGUGGGCCAGCGCGCACAAUAGUCAAAAAUAAAAACCCUGGCGGUGCCCCAGCCAGAGGCACGCAGCUCUCCCGGCUGCUCUGGGUGGGUGUUUGCUGCUGGGGAGGGGACCCAGGGGUGGUGGCUGAGAGUGGCACAGCGUGGCAUGUUGGUAAGGGCUGCUGCCAAGGGCUCAGGGACUGCAGUGGCACCAUGUCCCCAGCCGGCACCUAUGGGUACUGGUGGUGGAGGGCACCCCUCGUCCUGGGUAGUUCUGUUUUUUCCCUAACACUGAUGGCAAUAAAAUGGUUCUUUUAUUUAUUAA